Lodderomyces parapsilosis is the source of this 2115-nucleotide messenger RNA. RefSeq lists its product as uncharacterized. Gene Ontology annotation, molecular function: long-chain-alcohol oxidase activity; flavin adenine dinucleotide binding. The transcript has a single exon. The record is from RefSeq and is a predicted model, not a curated record. NCBI's taxonomy places the organism in Eukaryota, Fungi, Ascomycota, Pichiomycetes, Serinales, Debaryomycetaceae. The coding region runs from base 1 to 2115 and encodes 704 amino acids.
AUGGCUUCGUUUUUACCAGAUGUUGCGGAACCAAAGCAUGUAAAAAUAUUUGCUGCCCUCGCUGAUGGAAUCCUUCACGACACUUCUCCUGCCUUGAUCAAAGAAGUGGUUGGUGACCAUUUGACAGAAGAGGAAUGCGAAGAGUAUGCUGAAACCUUUAGCAGACCAUCCGAGAUCCCCGAGUUUGAGGAAAGAAUCUUGUUUGCCGUUAAUAACAACACCACAGAAGCAUCACGUUUGUUCAUUAUCUUGAUGUCAGCAUUGGAUUCAAGAAUAAUUGCACCAACUUUAACCAAUUCCAUGAAAUUGGUCAAACAUAUGACUUUAAAAGAACGUGAGGAAUUGAUGGCAUCUUGGCGUGACUCACCUAUUCCAGCCAAGAGAAGAUUAUUCAGAUUGGUACAUGCUUUAACAUUGAAUACUAUGGCGAUAUUGGGUGAUGAAUUACAUUACCAAGCCAUCCGCUACCCAGGUAAAGAAUUGAAAGACAAGCCAUACGAAGGUUUCCAAGCUGACCCAUUUAGAUAUGAUAUGUUGCCCAAACCAGAAUUUGAAGAUGCAGAGUUGCACUUGACUGACAUUGAUGUCAUAAUCAUUGGAUCUGGUGCGGGCGCCGGUGUUGUUGCUCACACUUUGGCCAACGACGGUUACAAGAGUUUGGUUUUGGAGAAAGGAAAGUACUUUUCACCAUCAGAAUUCAACUUUACUGAUAAAGAAGGUCUUGAGACCCUCUUUCAAGGUCACGGAUUGCUCACUUCAACCAAUAAUGAGAUUUUUGUCUUGGCUGGCUCCACUUUUGGUGGAGGAACUACAGUGAAUUGGUCUGCAUGUUUGAGGACUCCAUUUAAAGUGAGAAAAGAAUGGUAUGAUGAUUACGGAUUAGACUUUGCUGCCACGGACUCUUACGACAAGUGUCAAGAUUACGUGUGGAAACAAAUGGGUGCCUCAACCGAAGGAAUUAAACACUCUUUGGCUAACGAAAUAGUUAUUGAAGGUGGUAAAAAAUUGGGCUACGCUAGCAAAGCCAUUGAACAAAACUCAGGUGGCCACCCGGGUCACUCAUGUGGAUUCUGUCAUAUUGGCUGUAAGCAUGGUAUCAAACAAGGCUCUUCAGUCAAUUGGUUCAGAGAUGCAGCCGCAAAUGGCUCCAAAUUCAUGGAUCAGGUAAGAGUGCUUCAGAUUUUGCACAAAAAAGGAGUUGCUGUAGGUCUCUUGUGUCAAGAUGAAGUCACUGGAAGAAAAUUCAAAAUCACCGGUCCUAAGAAGUUUGUGGUUGCUGGUGGUUCAUUAAACACUCCGGUUGUUUUACAAAAUUCUGGAUUCAAAAACAAACACAUUGGUAAAAACUUGACAUUACACCCUGUCACCACUGUGUUUGGUGAUUUUGGUCAAGACGUUGAGGCUGACCACUUUGAUAACUCAAUUAUGACUUCGGUUUGUACUCAAGUUGACGAUUUGGAUGGAAAAGCUCACGGUGCCAAGAUUGAAACCAUAUUAAACACUCCAUUUAUUCAAGCUGCACUUUUACCUUGGAGAGGAAGUGACGAAGCUAGGAAAGAUUUGUUGCGAUACAACCACAUGUGCGCAAUGUUGUUAAUUACUCGUGAUACUUCCACUGGUUCGGUUUCGGCUGAUCCAAAGAGACCUGAAGCAUUAUACAUUGACUACAACGUCAGCAAGUACGAUAGAAACGCCCUUUUGCAAGCGUUCCUUGUUACCUCGGACAUGUUGUAUAUUGAAGGUGCUCAAAGAAUUUUAAGUCCUCAACCUUGGGUUCCAAUCUUUGAAUCAAAGAUUCCAAAGGACAAGAGAUCCAUCACUGACAAAGAUUAUGUUGAAUGGAGAGAAAAGGUUGCCAAGAUCCCAUUUGAUAGUUAUGGAACUCCGUAUGGUUCUGCUCAUCAAAUGUCGAGCUGCAGAAUGUCUGGUAAAGGUCCUAAAUAUGGUGCUUGUGACACCAAAGGUAAGCUCUUUGAGGCAUCCAACAUUUACAUCGCAGAUGCUAGUUGUAUGCCAACUGCUUCCGGUGCUAAUCCAAUGAUUUCUACAAUGGCUAUUGCUAGGCACGUUGCACUUGGCUUGUGUGAUGAUUUGAAGACAAAGGCCAGGUUCUAA